GCGCGACCCACGUGAAUUCGCAGCACGUCGUGGGGGAACCUCCGGAUUGAGUCUCUCCUCUCGAGGUGGGGACUGCCGGGAAUCCCCGAACCGGACCCCCAACUUCGGGCAAACUUUGUAGGCGCGUCUCCCCUCCCCCACGCGGCGCGCCGGGGGCCCCGGGGAUGCGGCCCCCUGGCCGCCGCGACGUCCCCUCGGCGCGCCCCGCGCUGCCGCUGCUGCUGCUGCUGCUGUCGCCGCUGCUGCUUGGGGCGCCGCACGGCGUGGGCGCGAGUAGCGGCGCUCCGGCCGAGCUGCGGGUUCGUGUGAGGCUGCCCGACGGCCAGGUGACUGAGGAGAGUCUGCAAGCGGACAGCGACGCCGACAGCAUCAGCCUUGAUCUGCGCAAACCGGACGGCACUCUCAUCUCCUUCAUCGCGGAUUUCAAGAAGGAUGUGAAGAUCUUCCGAGCCCUGAUCCUGGGGGAGCUGGAGAAGGGGCAAAGUCAGUUCCAGGCACUCUGCUUUGUCACACGACUGUACCACAAUGAGAUCAUCCCCAGUGAGGCCAUGGCCAAGCUCCGGCAGAAAAACCCCCGCGCGGUGCGGCAGGCUGAAGAAGUGCGCGGUCUGGAGCAGCUACACAUGGACAUUGCCGUUAACUUCAGUCAGGGAGGCCUGCUGAGUCCCCAUCUCCGCAACGUGUGUGCCGAGGCCACCGAUGCCAUCUACACGCGCCAGGAGGAUGCCCAGUUCUGGACAGAGCGAGGUGUGGACAGUUCUGUGUUCGAGCCUCUGCUCAAGGAGUUAGAACAGGUGGAAUUACCUCGUUGUGGACAAGUGGGGGACCGAGGAAAGCCCUGCAUCUGCCAUUACAGUCUGAGCCUGGCCUGGUACCCCUGCAUGCUCAAGUACUGCCACAGCCGUGACCGGCCAGCGCCCUACAAGUGUGGUAUCCGAAGCUGCAGAAAAAGCUACCGCUUUGACUUCUAUGUACCUCAGAGGCAGUUGUGCCUCUGGGAUGAGGACCCCUAACUGCAGGACCCAGGACCAAGGACCCAGGAUGGAUGCUUGGGCCCGCAAGUCCUUCACUGACCACCAGAGGGCGAUGCAACCCAAUCUGAGACCUUAGGUCUCUUCCUGAGCCUCUGCCCCUGAAGCCACGGCCUCAUCUGCAUGAAUUGAGAGAGGGUUGCAGUGUGGGCAACCCUGAGGCAGCCCUGAAGCCUAACUGCGCCCAUCUUGAGGCAGAGGGGGUUAAAGCAGUUCUCCAGACUGGUACCCUUGCCUCUCCUUUCCCCUGAAGUGCUCACAUAUGUGGAAUCAAAAGGUACCAGCCUAGGCUGCUUUUGUGGAACUUGUUCUGGAGGCGUGGCCCUGCAGCAAGGGAACCUUUUCACCAGCAAGGGAACCAGAGAGGGACAGCUGGGGACUCAUGCCCCAGCUCUUGUGUCCAGUUACAGUGCCUUCUUUCUACCCUGGGGGCAACGGGGAGCAGGGAUGCCGCCCCCAAGACCCAAUUUGUGUGCCUUUUCUGAGACCCAACUUGGAUACUUCAGCAGGCACCGAUUCUUCCUGCCUCUGGGCUGAAGAACUUUGGCAAGGUUCUGGGGCAGGGAGGGAGCAUGAAGUACAAGGAAAACUUGAAUUCCAGAUUUUUAAUACAAAAUAUUUAUCAUUUGUACCAGAAAUAAAAGUCGUUUAAGUUUUCACUCA
Rattus norvegicus (Norway rat) is the source of this 1694-nucleotide messenger RNA. RefSeq names its product out at first homolog (gene Oaf). NCBI's taxonomy places the organism in Eukaryota, Metazoa, Chordata, Mammalia, Rodentia, Muridae. The record is from RefSeq and is marked provisional. The transcript has 4 exons. The coding region runs from base 165 to 1013 and encodes 282 amino acids.